Messenger RNA from Kickxella alabastrina, 1706 nucleotides. RefSeq names its product nicotinate phosphoribosyltransferase family-domain-containing protein. The record is from RefSeq and is a predicted model, not a curated record. Gene Ontology annotation, molecular function: nicotinamide phosphoribosyltransferase activity. The coding region runs from base 273 to 1661 and encodes 462 amino acids. Gene Ontology annotation, biological process: NAD+ biosynthetic process. The transcript has 4 exons. NCBI's taxonomy places the organism in Eukaryota, Fungi, Kickxellomycota, Kickxellomycetes, Kickxellales, Kickxellaceae.
GACUUUAUCAUGGAAAAUACAGGCCUGUCCAAAGAGUAUUUGACUGGCCUCACUGAUGCUUCGGAGGCUGUUUAGCUUCUAUACUUGAUUUUCAAGGGGGUUUGCUUUAUCAGCCCGAUAACGAAGAAAAAAAACUGGAGCAUCAAAGCUGCAUUGUUCCUGCAAACUCCUUUCUUUCUUCCUUUCCUUCCUCAUUUUUUGCUUUGUUUGGGCUUUAAUUGGCUUUACUCAUUUCAUUUCAUUUCUAUUCCACACUUAUUCACUGUGUAAAAAUGUCUGGGCCAUUCGGCUUGCCGCUUCCCCUGCUCACAGACUCGUACAAAGCGUCGCACGCAGCGCUGUUCCCCGCAGCGCAAAAGGCGGUAGCGUACGCAGAGUUCCGGCACGGGUUUAACAAUGACAGCUCCGACGAGCGCAUGGUGUUCUACGGACUCCAAUACAUCAUCGACCAGUACAUCAACAGGCGAUGGACAGUAGAGGACGUCGAAAUGUCCAAUCACUUCUUCAGCACGCACAACACAGGGCACACGGCGUUCCCGUUCCCCAAGGAGCUGUUCUUAAAGUUCAUCUCGGAGAACAACGGGUAUUUUCCGGUGCGCAUCGAGGCGAUGGCUGAGGGAUCCGUCGUUUACCCGCACACGGUGGUGAUGCAGAUUACGGCGGAGCGCGAGUACUCUGGGCUGACUGCAAUCAACGAGUACUACCGUACCUCUGUGGAUGAGAAUAUGCAGUGGACGCUGGACAGCCGUAUGCAUGACUUUGGGUUUCGCGCGUGCACGUGCGUCGAGCAGUCGAUGCUGGGCGGGGCAGCGCAUCUGCUGAGCUUUGGCGGCACGGAUACGCUUACCGCAGCGUACUACGUGCAGCAGCGGCUGAAUGGCGGGCGUGCGGUGGCGACGAGCAUUCCGGCAACAGAGCAUUCGGUGAUGACGGCGUUUGGGAGCGAGCGGCAGGCGGUGUUGCGACUGCUGGAGGUGUACGGUGACGGCGUGGUGGCGUGCGUCAUGGACUCGUACGACUAUGCGAGGGCGCUGGAGGAGGUCCUGCCGGCGGUGGCCACGGCGAAGCUGGAGCGCGGCGGCCGGCGACCAGUGGAGACGGUGCUUAUGGGCCUGCGGGCGGCUGAGCGCGUGUUUGGGGCGGAUGUCAAUGGGCUCGGGUUCCGCGUUAUCCGCGGCGCUGGCGUCAUCCAGGGCGACGGCGUCACGACCAAGUCGCUGGCGCGCAUUCUGGCGGCAGUGCACGCGGCCGGGUACGCGGCGCAGAACGUCGCGUUUGGCAUGGGUGGCGGGCUGCUGCAGAAGGUCAACCGCGACACGAUGAGCAUGGCGGUCAAGCUGAGCUCAGUCACGUACGCCAGCGGCGAAACCAGAGACAUUAUGAAGUUCCCCAAGGCUGGAUCCGAGAAGGUGUCGCUGCCUGGCUGCUUCUCCGUCCACGCCGAUGCCACCCAGCACGGCGCGCCUGUGGUCGUGUAUGACUGCGGCCCGGUGCCUGGCCACCAAUGGGACUCGUUCGAUGAUGUUCGCCGCCGCGUCGACGAGCAGUGGCGAUGCUUCCCUCCGCGCAUAAAUGCUGUCAGCGCACUGCUGCUUGCGCACCAAAAGGCUGUGCACAUCAGGCAGGCGCAGGACGUCGAUGACGGCGCAGCAUUCGCAUGAUCGUCCUUUGUCUCUUUCUUUUUCUCUUUUUGUCAGGAAUUCAUU